GAUUUCAAUUAAGCUCCUAUGUCUUCCCCUGAAAUUGCUUCUCUGUCCUGGGGACAGAUGAAAGUACAAGGUUGUGCUAAAACCUACAAGGACUGCAAAGUGUGGCCAGGGGGCAGUCGGGCUUGGGACUGGAGAGAAACAGGAACUGAGCAUUCCCCUGGCGUGCAGCCUGCAGAUGUAGAAGAGGUUGUCCGGAAGGGCGUGCAGACCCUUGUGAUUGGCCGGGGAAUGAGCGAGGCCUUGAAGGUGCCUUCAUCAACUGUGGAGUUCCUCGAAAAACAAGGCAUUGAUGUUCGGGUGCUCCAGACAGAGCUGGCCGUAAAGGAGUAUAACGCCCUGGUUUCCCAAGGAGUCAGGGUGGGCGGUGUCUUCCAUUCUACCUGCUGAUGAAGUCUUAAGAAUAAAUCACUAAG
Molecule: messenger RNA, 413 nt
Organism: Elephantulus edwardii (Cape elephant shrew)
Lineage: Eukaryota; Metazoa; Chordata; Mammalia; Macroscelidea; Macroscelididae
Product: mth938 domain-containing protein-like
Exons: 3
Coding region: 19-387 (122 amino acids)
Biological process (GO): positive regulation of fat cell differentiation
Cellular component (GO): cytoplasm
Source: RefSeq, a predicted model, not a curated record